Notothenia coriiceps (black rockcod) is the source of this 1419-nucleotide messenger RNA. Its product is annotated as kinesin-like protein KIF26B. Gene Ontology annotation, molecular function: microtubule motor activity. The transcript is spliced from 3 exons. The record is from RefSeq and is a predicted model, not a curated record. NCBI's taxonomy places the organism in Eukaryota, Metazoa, Chordata, Actinopteri, Perciformes, Nototheniidae. Bases 256 to 1419 code for a protein of 387 amino acids. Gene Ontology annotation, biological process: microtubule-based movement.
ACCUGUGUGAAUUAUCAUAUUGUUUUCAAGAAGUGAUUGUUUCUGCAAAGGGAAAACUAAAAGAAAACCAGGAUUUCUUUUUUUUUUCGUAAUGGGGAUGUAACCCGUUUCCACAUGCACUUGGAAGUGGCGUGAGGUUGCCUCCAGAUUGAGAAAAAGAAAACUGCAGGGGCUUGUGGUUAAUUGAAAUCGAUCCGGUGGUCUUUUUUUGAAUGUGAAGCAGCAGCAGCGGUUCUUUCUCCUCUCACUUCCAACAUGACUUCACUGUCGGGGACCAAGGAGAGGUCUGUGAGCAGCCGGAGCAGAAAAUAUGGGGUGCCCGACACGUCCCCGACCAAAUCUGCCCCCUUUUUCCCGGACACAUGGUACCGUAAGCCCUACGAGGAAAACACACGCUCCGGGACACGGCCCGCUCCAGAGGGGGCCGGAUCAAUGCCAAGCUCCACAGGCACCCCGUCCCCAGGCUCAGGAAUCUCCUCCCCAGGGUCCUUCUCCGGAUCCCCAGGGACCAUCUCUCCGGGGAUAGGGACAGAAUCGCCUGGUUCUCUGGGUGGCUCCCCAGGUUUUGGGACAGGAUCUCCGGCUUCAGGCAGUGGAAGUUCCCCUGGUAGUGAAAGAGGGAUAUGGUGUGAGAACUGCAACGCAAGGCUGACAGAGCUGAAAAGACAAGCUCUCAAACUGCUCAUCCCUGGACCUUACUCCACCAAGGAUCCCUCUGUCUCUCUCCUCCUUCACGAUAAGCUUCAGGUGCCCAACAGUUCUCGGCGGGCGUGGAACGAGCGUGACAGUCGCUGUGAUGUCUGCGCCACUCACCUCACUCAGCUCAAACAGGAAGCUGUGCGCAUGGUCCUCACUCUCGACCAGUGGGAUUUGUCCCCCCCCUCUUCCCCUUCGGCCCUCAUCGGACGCUAUGGACCACCGGGUCCUAUGGGAGCAUCCGGGGGUCCUGGGUCACGGGACUGGAUUCCUCCUUUUCUCCCUUCUUCCUCCUCCUCCUCCUCCUCAGCCGCUGCUGCCAUCUCACACCCGUCCUCCCAGUCGCCCUCCCCAAGCCCCAGCCAGACCCCAACGCCAAGCCCCAGCCACGGACUAUCCAACCCCAGCCAUGGGAGCCCCUCUGUGGGGCAAACAUCCGGCUGUGCUCCCAUAAACCAACAACCUCAAGGCCAAGGGCACAGACUGGGGUCUAAACCCAGCUCCCUGGGGCUUGGUGGUGGGGGGGACAGAAGGGUUGGGUCCCCCAGUUUGGGAAAGUCUGUGGCCCAACAGCAACCAGUGACUGGAGUAAACAGCCCAGGCCAUAAUAGCGGAGCAGUCCUGAGCACAGCAGCUCUGCAGGCCCAUCAGCACCUGACCCGCACCAAUGGAGGAGUUACACUCUAUCCCUACCAGGUAAGAUUCUCUCUGAAGUGUCUGUGA